This is a messenger RNA of Aedes aegypti (yellow fever mosquito), 2622 nucleotides long. It is a transcript of the gene mol, whose product is annotated as dual oxidase maturation factor 1. Gene Ontology annotation, cellular component: endoplasmic reticulum membrane. The record is from RefSeq and is a predicted model, not a curated record. NCBI's taxonomy places the organism in Eukaryota, Metazoa, Arthropoda, Insecta, Diptera, Culicidae. The transcript has 11 exons. Gene Ontology annotation, biological process: protein transport. Bases 703 to 1968 code for a protein of 421 amino acids.
GGGAGGUAUUCACGACUUCGAGCUUUUGUGUACCGAAUCAGUUUACAAAGAACAUUCGUACGUGUCGGUAGCGAGUUUGUGCUUUUCCGCGGUUUUACGAGAGAUCCCGGAACCGUCGCGUCGUCGGGUCCAGUUCCUAAGUGUGGAUUGAGAAUUCAUGUGAAUUGAUUGUGAUUUUUACGAGUGGGUUAAAUUUGUGUUGUGAUCGUUUCUUCGCAGACCAGGCCUCAUCUACAACCUCAUCUCACCGCGGUCGGUCGUCGCCAUUGACAUCUUCUCCAAACGAUCAACGCAGCGUUUUCGUAGAGGAAAACCAAUAGCUCCGGCAGAAACAUCAGCAAUUGGGCGCCGCUGAAUCGUAGAAGAAGAAGAAAAAUUAUACAACCACAACACAAAAAUCGACUACAACGGCCAACAGCAAUAGUAGAAGUAGUGCGUUGUAAAAUAAGCGAAAAGUGAUUAAAUAAUAGGCUCAGCAUAGAGGUCUGUGGUGUGUCUAGAGGCUCGGUGAAGUAACUGGGUGCAACUUAGUGGGAAGUGAUUGACGAAACAUCAAAAACUCGAAGAAGGACCCUCUUCUCGGAAGGCACAGCAAAGCACUGCCAGCGAAUCGGAAUUUCUGUUGAAAACGAUAAACUGGCUAACUUAACAGUAAACUUUCAGUAAGGUUCCCACCAUUGCUGAAACCGACCUUUCCUCACAAUGAAGGGUUGGUUCGAUGCAUUUCGAGACGAUGGGGCUCCCACUCUGUACUCGUUUUCCAACCGAACGCCAGUAACCGGCGAUGUGUCGAUCGUGGCCGUAUGCGUCUUGUUUGCCACUAUCUAUCUGGCUUUUCUGGUCAUCUUUCCCGGUGUUCGAAAGCAGAAAUUCACUACCUUCACGACAGUAACACUUAGUUUAUUCGUAGGAUUAGUCAUUUUAGUUACCCGCCUGGGAUCUGGUUGGCAUGUUGCCCAGUCAACGAUUGUCGCACCGUACAAAGCCUUCUCACGUGAGAAGCUUCCGGCCCGACUCGGAGCCCACAUUGGGCUAAUGCACAUCAACAUCACGCUGGCAGCACUGCCGGUUGGCAAUUGGUCCACCCCGGAUAUUGACUUCAACGAACGAUUUAGCUGGAACCAAGCUAAUGAUAUGGGCAACUCGUACAAAAACGCACUUCAGCGUGGCUUGCCGUAUCCCAUUUUGACCGUGGCGGAGUAUUUCAGUCUGGGUCAGGAAGGGUUCGCCUGGGGUGGACAGUAUCGAGCCGCUGGAUACUACGCUAGUAUUUUACUAUGGGCAUCAUUCGCUUCGUGGUUGCUGAUGAAUUUGCUGUUGGUGGCUGUGCCACGGUAUGGAGCCUAUACUAUGACGCUUACUGGCGCCCUGUUGAUUGGGGCCAGCAUUGGUUACAGCCAGAUGCUACCGAAACGACCGUUGACGAUCUUCAUCGAGGGAGGCCGCAUCAGUUUUCGACUGGGAUGGUGCUUUUGGCUUGUGCUGAUUGCAGGCAUUCUCUGUUUGUCGGUUGGACUGAUAAUAUCAAUCAUCGAUCUGGUGUGGCCUCAUCGUUUCUCAACCAUUCUGGAGGUUUAUUACGAUACUCCCUAUGACAGACACGUGAUAUUGGAAGAAUCUCACGAUGUCCGAUACCGUAAACGUAAUAGCAAAGGGCUAGAAGAUCCUCCAGGCCUUGGAUCGCGAAUCCUACGUCGCCUAUCGUCGAAAACUCGGGACCAAGCGAAUGAUAAAGCAGGCAUCGAGAAUCGAGGCUUCCAACAUGACGUACCGAAGUCACCGUGGCGUUAUCCGUUCCGUCGAGCUCAACAAACGCCUCCGCAAGGAAUCCAGCGCACCAUUUCGCAAGAUUCAAACUCUAGCAUCGCAUCCGCAGCUGCCAUGUCUCAAUCGUUACAUAAAGUUGCACUCUCCAGAAUGCUGCCAAAACCUCCUCUGGAGCGUACCCGCGAAAUUUCCAACUGGUAGACGAUAAACAGCCAUUUACAUUCACCCAAUAACAGUCGGUUCAAAACCGAAAGCCAAUCCUCACUUAAAACUAGGAACCACACGUGUGAAACUUUACGUGAUGAAUCUCUUGUGAUAUUAAAUCGUAAAACACCGAAUUGACAAAACAGAAUAACUUAUCGAGAUAAACUGUGCAAAACAAAUCCAGGUUAUUCGUGAAGGCCUUGUUCAAAUGCGACUUAUCUUAAGAAUAGGACGAAACAAUUUUAUAGAUUAGGACUUAUUGAAAAUGGCUUCGUAUGGAGCAGAUUUUAACUGACCGUGUCUAGCGUUACAGUAUAGCGAUAGUAGUAUUCUAGGAAUUAUUCAUCAAUUGCUUAGAAUUAAGACUGGCCAACUUGCAUCACACAUGAGUCGCAUUCGUCAUAACAGUUAUCAGAAAAAAUACCAUUACAAGACUAUCAGGAGAGAGACCGAGAGAGUAUCAUGCCCUUUUAAGUUAUUUAUUAAUUUGAUUGUGUAGGGAAUUUUACGUGUAUGUAGGUUGAAUUUUAAUUACAAAGAACCAGUGACAGAAACAAGAAAAAAAAAAACAAAGUAUUAAUUAACCAUGUGUCAUGGACAGAUUGUAAUCGCUAUCGAAUAUAGAAUAAAUAAAAAUAAUUGUCACGAACA